AAAAAAGAGGGUAUUUUUAUCAGUAAGUCUGGCGGUGAAUAUCAAUCCCCCUUUCUAAUUUUCCCUCCAAAAUAUCCCCCCUGGCUCUCAGUAGAGAGAGAGAGAGAGUCCUUCUGUACGUCGCGCGUCAUGUCCGGCGGUCGCCCCAUCCGCGUCCUGAACGUGGCCGAGAAGCCGUCCGUCGCCAAGGCAGUGGCUGGGAUCCUCUCUCGCAACCACGGUCUCCGCACCCGAGAUGGACGGUCCCGCUACAACCGCAUCUUCGAGUUCGACUACACGAUCCGGUCCCAGCCCUGCCGCAUGCUCGUCACCUCCGUCACCGGCCACCUCAUGGAGCUCGACUUCGACGACCGCUACCGCAAGUGGCAUUCCUGCGAUCCCGCCGACCUCUACUCCGCACCUGUCCGCAAGAACGUCCCGCAGGACAAGUUGGACAUCAAGAGGACUUUGGAGGAUGAAGCCAGGCAGUGUCAGUGGCUUGUAUUGUGGCUUGAUUGCGAUAGGGAAGGUGAGAAUAUUGCAUUUGAAGUGGUAGAGGUCUGUACAGCUGCAAAUCGUCAUCUAGACAUAUGGAGGGCUCGGUUCUCUGCAUUGAUUGACAGGGAAAUCCAUGAGUCUGUGCAGAAUCUUGUUCGCCCAAAUGAACUGUUUGCGGAUGCAGUGGAUGCUAGGCAGGAAAUUGACCUCCGUAUUGGUGCCUCCUUCACUAGGUUUCAGACAAUGCUUUUGAAAGAUGCAUUUGUUCUAGAUUUUGUUGCAGGUGAUAGGAAUCUCGUUCUAAGUUAUGGUCCUUGUCAGUUCCCAACACUCGGGUUUGUCGUGGAAAGGUACUGGGAAAUACAGGCGCACGAGCCUGAAGAGUUCUGGACAAUCAAUUGUUCUCAUACCUCAGAUGAUGGAACUGCCACCUUCAAUUGGAUGCGUGGGCACUUGUUUGACUACACUUGUGCUGUCAUAAUUUAUGAAAUGUGUGUUGAAGAACCCACUGCAACUGUCGCUAAAGUGAGAAAUCAGGAGAAGCUUAAGUAUCCCCCAUAUCCAUUGAGUACUAUUGAGCUCCAAAAACGAGCGUCCCGGUACUUCCGGAUGAGUUCUGAACACACUAUGAAGGUGGCAGAAGAUCUUUAUCAAAGUGGAUUCAUCAGUUAUCCUCGUACAGAGACUGACUGCUUUUCAGUGAACACGGAUUUGCAUGCAAUUGUGCGGGAACAACAAGGGCAUCCUUCAUGGGGUUCGUAUGCGCAACGGCUUCUGGAUCCUGAUGCAGGGCUGUGGAGAAACCCUGGUAGUGGUGGGCAUGAUGACAAAGCGCACCCACCCAUUCAUCCAACAAAAUUUUCUGCUGGAGAAUCUGGAUGGAGCCAAGACCACAAUAGGUUGUAUGAGCUGGUUGUUCGCCACUUCCUUGCCUGUGUCUCACAGCCAGCUGUAGGGGCUGAAACUACUGUCGAAAUUGACAUUGCUGGCGAAUUAUUUUCUUCCUCUGGGCGUGUGAUAGUAGCAAAAAAUUACUUGGAUGUAUAUAGAUUUGAAUCUUGGGGUGGUUCAAUGAUCCCGAAUUACACCUUCGGUCAACAGUUUGUUCCAACGACAUUAACUCUUGAUUCAGGUGUUACAAGACCACCCCCUCUUUUAAGUGAAUCCGAUCUGCUAAGUUGUAUGGACAAGGCCGGUAUUGGCACCGAUGCAACGAUGCACGAUCACAUAAAAAAGCUACUUGAUCGGUUCUAUGCUACUAAAGAUGCAAACACUCGUUUCUCACCAACAAAUCUGGGAGAGGCACUAGUGAUGGGAUAUGAUGACAUGGGGUAUGAGCUCUGGAAACCAUAUCUUAGAGCUAUGAUGGAGUGCGACAUGAAAGCAGUUAGUCUGGGCCAAAAGAGAAAAUUGGAAGUUUUGGAGACAUGCUUGCAGCAGAUGAAAGCCUGCUUUUUAGAUGCUAGGUUGAAGAAAGUGAAACUCUUGGAAGCGAUGGAGAUUUUCUUUGAAAGGUCUAAUAGGCCUGGUGGAGAUGAGCAGCAUGCUGUUGGAGAGACUGUCCGGUCCUGUAGUUUGUGUCGCGAAUCUGAUAUGGUUCUGAAGCGAAGGCCGGAUGGUACUUUUAUGGUUGGAUGCUUGCGCUUUCCACAUUGUCGGAAUGUCGUUUGGCUUCCAGGAGCUGUAUCAGAAGCAGCCGUCACCACCCAUGUUUGCAGCUCUUGCACUCCAGGUCCUGUUUUCAAGAUUCAAUUCAAGUUUCGUCGCUUGGAGAUACCACCGAACUACAAUGUUGACCAUUUGGGUUGUGUUGGUGGCUGUGACGAGACGUUGAAAGAAUUGAUAGAAAUUUGCGGAACCGGCCCCCGCAUUCCUGUUAGCACGCCAGCAAGAGGGCGGCGCCCUAUGGAACCUUCAAAUAAUGCACAGGGAGGGAACACAAGGCAGGCUAGUUGUGUACAUUGCAGUCAAAGGGGGCAUUCUUCAAAUGACUGCCCUUCCCAGGUUUCCAACACACGAGGCAAUCGACGCGGCAGAAACCUAAACUCAGAAAAUGGAACGGAUCCUGUUGUGUGUAAUGCAUGUGGGACACCUUGCGUUUUGCGAACCGCUAAUACAACCGCUAAUAGGGGAAGAAAGUUCUACACGUGCCAAUCGCAGGAGUGCAAUUUCUUUGUAUGGGAGGAUACCAUCGACAACAAUGGUGUGGGCAGAGGAGGUGGGCCGCAUGGUAACAGCCCCACCAGGAGAGGUGGACGUGGCAGAGGGCGCAGGGGAGCACACAAUGCAGCAGAUGCGACCUUUGUAACAGCAACAGGCGAGCCUGUAUCUGGUCGGAGGUGUUUCGCUUGUGGUGAUCCCUCACAUUUUGCAAAUGUCUGCCCAAACCGAGGUUUGUGAGCUUUAUUGGUUUUGCAAGCUUUUGCUGCUGCUGCUGUUCUAAGAAAUUUCGAUUUUUUGCUAUUUUGUAUUCAUGUUAUGUAUUUCACAUGCAAGUAGAAUCUAAUGCAUGUUUAUUGAUUUUACGGCAAAACGCUAUGGUCACCCCACUUGUGGAGACGCGUUAAGGAGCCACCUCGUCAGGUGAUCUCCACUGUAGUUGUGUAAUCGAUCAGCUAAAUCUGCACCGUCAGGUGCGAUGUGCCUGUAUGUAGGAUUUGGAUGGUUACCGUU
This is a messenger RNA of Magnolia sinica, 3150 nucleotides long. Its product is annotated as DNA topoisomerase 3-alpha. NCBI's taxonomy places the organism in Eukaryota, Viridiplantae, Streptophyta, Magnoliopsida, Magnoliales, Magnoliaceae. Gene Ontology annotation, molecular function: DNA topoisomerase type I (single strand cut, ATP-independent) activity; DNA binding; zinc ion binding. Gene Ontology annotation, biological process: DNA topological change. Bases 130 to 2877 code for a protein of 915 amino acids. The record is from RefSeq and is a predicted model, not a curated record. The transcript is spliced from 24 exons. Gene Ontology annotation, cellular component: chromosome; nucleus.